UUUGCAGAUCUGUGUUACAGAUUUUUUAUUUUCAGCUAGAAAGUUUAAAUUUUCGCAUUUCGUUAGAUUGCAAGAGUAUCUUAUAAAUUACAAGUAUACAGUUCUCUUACUAAGUGAUCCAAGAAACUUUUAAAAUGCGCUUUUUAAUCAAGCAAACGGGUAGCGGUAGUGAGCGUAUAGGUAACCUCACAUGUUUUCUGAGAUCACCCGGCGCGGAAAUUGAAACACCCACUGCAGCUUUGUUUACACAGGGUGGCAGCGUAGUCCAUUUAACAGCAGAAGUUUUAUCUCAAGUAUUUUCCAAUACUAAGUUACUAUGGCUUCCUCUUUCAAAUUCAAUACAAUUAGAGAAUGGUGUGAAAGCGCAAAAUGAUGGAGUGGCAAAGUUUGCUGGCUUGCCAGAACAUGUGACAUGUACAACUUUGCACAGUUUGUCUGAAGUAACACCAUCUGGACACUUUGAGCUUGAUAGAGCACCCUUGUGGACAAAGAAUGGGAAGAAAAUGGUAUCGGCUGAUAGAUAUAUGGAUGUAAUGGAAAUAUUCAAACCAGACAUAAUUUUGGCGAUUGCAGAUGGCCGCACUUCUCUCAAUGAAGGGAGCAAGCGGAUAUCCAAGUCAGUGGAAAGGAGCUAUAGCAUGCUCAAAACAUGUGUGGACCGCUAUAAGGCUUCAAAGGAGCUAAAGAACAGUUCUCUUGUAGGUGUUGUAGUAGGAACCGGAAACCCAAAGAGAUGUGAUGAUAGUAUACAGAAUAUUUUGAAACAUGUUGAUAGUUUAACUGGAAUUGCACUUCAAGGGAUUCUAGAUGGGACAGAAGAGUCUAUGAAUGUUGAUACUGAGAAAUUGAAUGAAAUUUUAGAUAAAGUUGGAAAAGUGUUCCCCAAAGACUUAGUUCGUCUAUUUGAAGGGCAUUGGAACCCUAGUAUAAUAAUGUUAGCGAUACAACACGGAUGGGAUGUGUUUGACGGAUCCUAUCCUGUGAAACUUACCAAUGCUGGUCUUGCGAUGAAGUUGAACUUUGAUGUUACCAAAGAUGUUGAUACUAUGUACCUCCUGGAUAUGGUUGAUGAAAGAUAUAAAGAAGACUUCACACCAAUUUUGGAGGGGUGCGAAUGUCUAACAUGCAGGAAACAUACUCGAGCGUAUAUUCGACACUUGUUAAACACGCGGGAAAUGCUGGCGUCUGUUUUAUUGAGCAUACAUAAUCUUCACCACUUUGAUCAAAUGUUCUACCACACACGUCAACACAUCGCCGCAAACACGUUUGCAGUAUUCAAGCAACAUAUCACCAAGCAGUGUGAAAUGUUAAAAAACUCCGCGCCAGAUCGAUAUAAGGGCUCAAACGGACCUAACAUGCAGACGGAAAAACUAAGCGCUCAACAGAAUAAGAAGAAACGUGUGAGUGAAAUAAAUAGCAAUAAUAUAAUUAGUAAUGGUAUUUAAAUCUGUUUGUAUUUUACUUCGAUAAAUAAUUACACUAUAAAUAUACGUCACAUACAAAAUCUAACAGAAAAAGUGUCCAGUUCGAGUUUAUUUUGUAUACAGCAGAACAAAAAUAAAUCAAUGCAAAAACACUCUCCUUCAAAUAACUUUAAACCGU
Messenger RNA from Maniola jurtina (meadow brown), 1602 nucleotides. RefSeq names its product queuine tRNA-ribosyltransferase accessory subunit 2. Gene Ontology annotation, molecular function: tRNA-guanosine(34) queuine transglycosylase activity. The coding region runs from base 135 to 1445 and encodes 436 amino acids. NCBI's taxonomy places the organism in Eukaryota, Metazoa, Arthropoda, Insecta, Lepidoptera, Nymphalidae. The record is from RefSeq and is a predicted model, not a curated record. The transcript is spliced from 7 exons.